GUUCACUGUUUUGUGGUGAAUUUAGUAGGCUCUGGAUACUCGCGUAGAGUAACGUACGCAGUUGGCGUUUGUUGGCAAUUGUUUUUCGCGUCUCGUUAUCUCACGGAUUUGUCGAGAUUUCUUGAAGAGAAAAACUAGUAACAUGUCUUGCUAUUGAUGAAUUGUAUACGUUUUCGGUGUGUUUAGGUGCUUACUCGAUGGCUAGUUUGGUGUUUUUCGGAUUAUGUAAUGUAGUAAAAAUGUUUUUGUUGUUAUCUUGAACAGGUGGCCCAUCGGUGGUAUAGUUUUUCGUGUAAAAUCGUGACUUUGCUUGACUUUGGGAUACGUCGUAGGAAGAUGAUCUCUGCGUAAUUAAUAUUACAAAGUUCUAACGAAUAAGUAUUUCGUGGGUUAGCUGAGGAAGGAACGCCUCUUUUUAUCGUCGGCUGUAAAGUGGAAUGGCACGGGCCGGUAUGGCGCUUAGGAGAGGAGGCAAUCAAGGAAAUACAGACGGUGCGGACGACGUUCAACGAUCCAUUGAACUCUUAGAUCGAGUGCUUUCCGAAUUCGACGAUGUGGAAAACGCCAACCAAGUUCAAAACACUCAACAAGUUAGCAACUGCGCCUCGACACCCUGCACCCUCAGGCAACCGAGUACCAACAGCUCGUCCACCCCCGAUGACGAAAGCCCUUCGCUUGACCAUCAAUCCGAGGACGAUGGCUACAUGUCAAUGAACGGUCGGAAACAGCCGAAAUUCAACCUUGCCUUUAAGCCCUUGGCCGAAGUUCCCGUCCAUCACGAAAACACGAAUAGCAGCUCGACCACAAUGCAUCCUGGUAACCCCAACGAUUAUCCCCCACCCCCGGAGGAAGCUCAGAGGCUUAUUGCGACCCUGUUACCGAUAGUUUCACCCGGCCAUAGGCCAAAAUCUGUCAUCCCUAAAUAUCAUAAUAAGAUGCCCAAAACCAGAUUGCCUCAAACUAAAAUUCCGCUCCGAACGGAUACGAUACCGCCCCCGCAGCGCUUUCAGAAUAGCCCAAAUUUAAAUGGUGUACAAGGACCAGUACAUAGCGCCACUGCCACGCAAACGACAUUGCCAAAGACGCGACAUCAGCGACCUUACGGCUGGGAAAGCAACGAGUUUAUUUUGAACCCUCCGCCGCCCCCAAGCGGUUUUCGUUACGGUAGCUUACCUUAUCAACACGGGCUGUAUCCCCUUACCUCACCCACGCGAGUGCCUCCUAGAACCAUACCCACCGCAUUGGAACGACACAGAGAGGUGCGAAGGCAUGGUAGUGAAGACAAUCUUUCUAGCGAUUUAGAAGAAACAAAUAAUCUGCGACCUCUUAGCGAACUGGCAGACGACGAGCACUUUUCUGACGAUUCAUUAGAAGAUGCUUUACCACCCCCACCCCCCCUUUGCAACAAACGGUCAAGUAUAGCUUGGGAAGUGGCUUUUGACGAUGAAGCUUUAUUAACCCCUGGUAGUACCAAAGUAAUAGGUAGAAGAAGAAGAAAAUCGGGAUCGCAUUCUAGUACUAGCUCUAUCCCAAGUAGGCUUAAGGAGUUAGAAGACUGGCCUGAUCCACCACCUUGUACAACUGAAGAUGAGGUAACGUCGCCCUUCUCAGAUUCAGAUGAUCAUUUGGUAUUGCCCGCAGAGUUAAAUUCACACAUCUCAGGAACCAGUACUUACAUUAUCCGGCGUGGGAAGAAAAAAGAUCGUCAAGCCGUCGUAGCCUCUUCAGCGACUUCAAUUUCGUCCGUUAAUUCACGCCUGAGUUCCGAAUUGAGCAUACCGGUGUCUCGACACAGCGUGGAUAUUCCUCCGGAUAUACUUAAUAAAGAUGAUCGGCUAACUCGUGAAUUAAAUACUCCUAAUUCGCGAUACAGCAUAGACCUCAGCACUCCCCACUCCAGACUGAGCCACGAAUUGAACUCACCAAAAUCAAGAUUUAGUUUAGAUCUAAACAAUUCACGACAUUUCAGUCAAGAACUGAGUAGUUCCCCUUCUCGUUUGAGUGCUGAUCUGUCUAGUUCGAGAUCUAGCACUCCAAGCAAGUACAAUACGGAAGCUAAAAAACACUCUACUACAUUUGACAAUAUCAAGUCUCUAAUAAGAGAAGGAGUUGUACAAAAUUAUGUUCCACCCUUGGAAGAACAAGCUGCAGAUCUCGAUAUGGGUCAGUCGUCAGUUGUAAGGGUUAUUUCAUUGCCGAGUUUGAAUGCUGACGAACUUACUCACAGCAGAAGGGAGUUAGAUAUAACUGUAGAAGAAGAAGAGGAUGGAGACAGUUCCCAGCAAAGUUCUGAAAUAUCCCCUUUACGUAAAAUUGAGCAAAACAUCACAGAGCUACUUGAAAGAAGAGACAUAGAACUGACACAAGAUGGAAAGUUUCUUCUAAAUGGGGUAGACAGUUUAAAUAAGGACAGAAGAGAUAAAAAGAAAGGACGAUCGACCAAAGACAGACAAGCCAACGAUAUACAGAAAUCAAGUAGCCACAGUGAAAUUCAAAAGUCUGAAGAUUAUUACCGGCAAUUGUUGAUUGAAGGAGGAACCCCUUUUCCGAAGCGAAGUGGAAUUCAGAAAUCUGAAAGCGCCAAGGAGAUGCUGAUAGCACAUAGAGAUCGCGAAACCCGCCUACCUACCUCUACGUCUGCGGACUUUCCUGUUCAUGUUGAAGUGCUUCAACAUGAAUUUCCCCCUCUUCCUCCCUCGCCAGUUGAAGAAGCGGAUGACGAGUACUCUGAAAUACUGAACCCGGCUCAAAAAAAGGCUGAUACUUUGCCUAGCUCUGCCGACAGUGGUCCAGUUGUUCCUCCGCAUGCGCAACAUACAAAUAAUUUUAAAACGAGAUCAAUGGAAUCGCCAUAUAGCAGAGGUAGACGAAAUAACUUCUACAUUUCCAACCGUUCAAACAUACCUCCAGAACGCAGAACCUUGCCAACUGAACUGCAAGAUUCGAAAAGGCGGCAUUUCCAGAAACGGUCAUCACAUAGUCCCCAGGAAGAACGCCAUCUGCAAACAUCUUGCAGUUUGCCUGAAACUCCGAUUUUUGCACGAGGUUGUGACAUUCCGAGGACUCCACACAGAAGAGCGCCCGAGAUCCCUGGCACUCAGUCUGCCCCCAGACAGAGCAACACAGUUGGCAGUUUGAACACUUUAGGAAACAUGUCGACCAGUAGCAGUUACCGUCGUCAGUUGUCCCAUUCUGGCCUUGAACAAGCUAUCGUGGGAGCCGACUUGCUUCGAUUGGCAGGGGGCCCCAACCGUGGUUGGUACCCCAAACAGAAAACUUCCCGCCGGCCCGCAUCUAUAGAGCACUUGGACAGAAUGUCGACCACGAAUUGGGAGAAUUCCGCGAGGAAACCUCAGACCCUUCCGCCUAAUCUCACUCCGAAGUUUUUCCAGAGAUCGCCGCGAGAUGCAUUGCGAAGGGUUACUAGUCUUCUGAUUCGAAAAGGUAAUAAUGGCAAAGAUACAAAAAAGGAUAAAGAAUUGGUGUCCCCUACCAUUCCGGAGAAUAUGGCGAUUCCAAGUGAGGAAACUCACAAAAAGAAGGGGUUUUUCAAAAGUUUUUGGAAAAGAUCAAGGCAUUACUCUCUAGAGCAGCACCAUUAAAAACGAUGCCGCGAUGGAAUAGUCAUUAAUAUAUUUCUGUACAUUUAUAAUUUGGAACUAACCAAUUAGUAUUGACAUUUUUAUCCUAACAAAAGCAAAAUGGCACUCACAAACCCUCUUAUUAAUAAAUGCGCCUGUAGAUAUUAUAUUUAUUACUAAUUUAUUCUAAUAAGGGAUAUCGUUUUUUGUUUCUUAAACUUUUGCGAAUAUUUAAUUUUUGAAAAACAAAAAACUACAUCUGCUUCUGUAACAUAACAAUUAUUAGUUCUGUGCAAGGUGUUUUUUUCUUAUCUUGCUUAGCAAUAUUUACUUGUGUAAAUCAAGGCAAAGGUCUUUAAAUUGCAGUUAAUUCAGGCAUCAGCGUAAUAAGCAAGUAACCCAUUUUGGUUCUGUAAUAUUGAAAUUUCAUUUAAAAAAAUUAAAAGGUUACUCAAAACAAUUCAGUUCAAUAUUCGUGAAAUUUUACGGUUUCUAAGCCCGGCCCUAUAAUGACAUGCAAUUGCCACUAACAACAAAAGUUGUUCACCUCCAAGGCAGUACUUAAUCGAACAAAAUAUAAUUUUGUGGGCUAAAUGACUGGCAAUAAACCCAUCUGGAAAAUCCAUUGAAUGCAAUGAUUUAGUUUUUGCAAUUGAAAGCCCCUUGAAAUUUUAUAUAAGUAAAGAAGAAAAUACUUUGGAUAGGUUUACACGUUUUGUAGAUUUUCAUCUUUCUAGACACUGCUGUGAAAUGUAUCUUGUUACUGUUUUAUUUGUAUACAGAGAUUCUUGUGAAUGUGUAAUUAUGGUUUAAUAAAAUUUACAAAUAAUGUAGUAAUUUUGCUUAUCCUGAGUAAGUUAUUUAUUUAUUUAUUCUGUCAAAGGUUACACCAUAAUGGUUUAAAACAUCUUUUUGUUUAGUGUUAGAAACUUACAGAAUCAAUGAAACCUAAAAUAUUUGUUUCUCAUUUGAUUGUUAAACUUAAAAACAAAAAGUAUACUAAUUUUGAUCUGCUGGCCAUCUAGAUGAACAAUUUUUGCCUGUGUCUUGUGAAUAUAAGAAACAGGUGCUUUUGGAUUCAACUUUUCUGCAUUAAGUGGAACACAAUUAGCGCUUUUUUAUUUCUAAUGUAUAACAAUCAGUACUUCGAGAUUGCAUUUAUAGAACAUUUAUCUACAGUAACACGUAAGCGUCUCAUAAAUUUUUAAAUAAAACGAUUAAUCUUAAUUCAUUUAUUUGCGGAAUUAUAUCGUAAAGUUGUAUGGCAAACAUCUAUUUAUAAAAGUGAGAUGAAGUUAUUAAUAUAUUAAAAUACAGGUGAUUUUGUGGAUUAGCGGCAUGUAGAAGUUAUUAUAUCGUUCAAAAAAUUGAGUAACUUUUAAACAUAGCAAACAUACUUAACACCAAAUGAUAAUUUUAAUAAAUAUAUGCAAUAACCUCAUAAAAGUGAAAUAAUUGCUUACCAAAUGGAAAUAUUUAUUAUACCGUCAAAGAAUUUUAUUUUAAUAAAACAAUUUUUAAAAUUGGUCAUUUUAUGAACGAAUCUACGAUUUUUUUUCUAAUUGUUAAAAAGCAUUCUUUUUCAGACUUAACUAAACUGAAUUCGGAAUAGAAGCAACAAGCAUUUAAUAAAAGAAAUACCCAUUAAUGAGAAAUUCGUAACAUUAUUUUUUUAGAGACGAAUAUGGUUUCAAAAUCUCUUUGAAGAUGGAUU
This is a messenger RNA of Cylas formicarius (sweet potato weevil), 5295 nucleotides long. RefSeq lists its product as uncharacterized. NCBI's taxonomy places the organism in Eukaryota, Metazoa, Arthropoda, Insecta, Coleoptera, Brentidae. Bases 438 to 3602 code for a protein of 1054 amino acids. The record is from RefSeq and is a predicted model, not a curated record. The transcript has 15 exons.